Molecule: messenger RNA, 1818 nt
Organism: Xylona heveae TC161
Lineage: Eukaryota; Fungi; Ascomycota; Xylonomycetes; Xylonales; Xylonaceae
Product: phosphoglycerate mutase-like protein
Exons: 6
Coding region: 115-1638 (507 amino acids)
Cellular component (GO): fungal-type cell wall
Molecular function (GO): acid phosphatase activity
Source: RefSeq, a predicted model, not a curated record
CAGUAACUGAUCACCAAAGCGCCCCGCACGCGUGAGGCUUUAGAUUUGCUUUAAGAUGGGGUAUCUACCCGUAUGACGAUGCCUCAAGAAACCGCUCUCCUUUCCCGACCCAUCAUGGCGGUCUCAGCAUUUGUUUUCUUUCUCGGAGCGUUCCUCCUCGCCAUUGCCCGCAGUCCAUGCUGGGCACAGCCGUUUUGGCCCACGCGCUAUGAUACGUCUGUCUCCUUCCCUGUCUCACAGGCCGAGUUCUCCUCCCCCUCAGAUGUUGGGUCCUGGUGGUGGCCGUUCGAUCAACAGCCAUGGAAUGUUCUCUACCAUCUUGGUGGCAAUGGACCCUGGAUUCAGAAGAAAGAUGGGGUGAUUAGUAGGAAUAUCGCAGCUCCCGAAAGUUGUGAAGUAGAGCAAGUCCACAUGAUGUCAAGACACGGCGAGAGAUAUCCUACCAAGGGCGCAGGGACGAAAAUGAUCAAACUGUUGGAUCGAAUAAAGGCUUCAGGUGUUAAAUUAAAAGGCGAUCUGGGUUUUGUCAAUGACUGGAAAUUCUUUUCUGAUGAUACCGACAGCAACUUCGAGCAGCUCACCUCUACUGGCCAGUAUGCCGGAACUUUGGAGACAUUCACGACUGGUGUCAAACUGCGAACUCGCUAUGAGCACCUUCUCAAGUCAUCAUCCGGUUCCAAUGUGACUCGAGUCUUUGCGGCGGGCUCUCAGCGCAUCAUUGACACAGCUAGCUACUUUAGUGAAGGUUUCUUUACACGGCAGGCGCAAAACUCGACAACUCUUAUCGUUAUUCCAGAGACAGAUGACCUUGGCGCAGACACAUUGACACCCGGUGUCACUUGCUUCGAUUAUGUCAAUGACACCCAAAGUGGCCAUGACCAAGGCAAGCGACAAUUGUUUGAGUUUACCCACACUUACUUACCAGCAAUAUCGGACCGGUUUCACCGGCAGAACCCGGAAAUUCACUUCACCGAGGAGGAGAUCUACAGUAUGCAGGAGAUGUGUGGGUUCGAGCUCCUCGUCCGUGGCAGCAGUCCGUGGUGUGAUGUGUUCACUCAUCGUGAAUGGCGCAACUUUGAGUACGCUCGGGAUAUCCUCCAUUAUUACCGCGGAGGGCCGGGAAAUCCCUUUGGCCCCACAAUGGGUUGGCUGUGGUUGAACGCUACAGCUAAUCUUUUACAUGCUGGCCCCUCUGCCGGUCCAUUGUAUUUUAGCUUCGUCCAUGAUGGCGAUAUAGUUCCCAUGCUUGCGGCAUUUAACAUUUUUCCUGAUAAGCAUCAUCUGCCUCUGCACCGUGUCGCGAAGCACCGCACGUGGCGUACCUCUCAAGUCACCCCCAUGGGCGGUCGAAUAAUUCUCGAGCGGCUGCGCUGCUCGGCGGGCGAUGACUCUUCCAAUGACUUUGAACUGAAAGCGAAGAAGAGAUCCUCUGAUGCCAAUGACGAAAUUUAUGUCCGGCUCAACAUUAACGACGGGAUCGUGCCCAUUCCUUCUUGCGACUCUGGACCUGGAUACAGUUGUCCGCUAGACGAUUUCCUCGAGCUUGUUCGGCGUCGCGGCGAAGAAGUUGGUGAUUUCCGUGAAAAGUGUGGACUUGGAAAAGAUGCGCCUGAUCGCAUCACCUUUUUGCACCAAUAGCAUGUUGAUAUACAAAAUGUCUGUCCAACUUGGGACAUGUAUAAAACCUUUGCAGCAUGGCAUAAUCCCUUUAGCAUUACUCAAUUGUUCAAGAAAGAGUAUUAAAAGUUCUAGUGACAUUGUCCAGCCAGACUUGCGCCAUACGGAAACGGGCAAUAAUAAAUGAUGUUUCUGAAGCCA